Molecule: messenger RNA, 1900 nt
Organism: Gasterosteus aculeatus aculeatus (three-spined stickleback)
Lineage: Eukaryota; Metazoa; Chordata; Actinopteri; Perciformes; Gasterosteidae
Source: RefSeq, a predicted model, not a curated record
GCGCUGCCUCCCCGGUGAAGUCCACACGCAACAACACAAGUGUAUACAAGGGAAUAUUUAACUUACAAACCAUCAUUCAUCGGACGCUUAGAUGAAAACUCCAGCGGACUGUAUAACGUCAGCGCGGGAUGAGAGUUUCAAACUUUGCGUGUAACGUUACGGGUAGUUUACUAACGUUAACGUUAGAUUCUAACUUAAGUGCCGCUUCGGUAAAUGACGUGACACAUUGUAGACGUCAACGCCUUGGAGCAAAGUGGACAGGUGAAGUGGAAAGGAAAAGACCUCUUUGACUUGAGUGUGCCGGACUCUGGGACUGAGAGGAGACGUGGUUCUUUGGACUCCGGUACGACAUAAAGGACACAAGUUGCUUGGCUGAAAAUGGAACAGAAGGUUCUGGAUCAGGAAGUACCGAAGGAGGAACCCAUCACCCUGCACCUCCUGGCCAAGUUUUACCCUGAAAGUGCAGAGGAGGAGCUCGUGCAAGACAUCACGAAGCAUCUCUUCUUCCUGCAGGUGAAGAAGAAGAUCCUCGAGGAGGAUAUUCACUGUCCCCCUGAGGCCUCAGUGCUGCUGGCCUCCUCCGCCGUCCAUGCCAAGGCGCCGCGGCUUCAUCUCACGACAGCAGCUCCCGGGGGGGGAGACGUCGUCUGGCCCGUUGCAGAUAGAGGCCACUGGUUUGGAGGGAACGGCCAUCGCCGUUUGUCUCUUCCCGAAAACCGCCAGGUGACUAACUUGUACCAGAUGGCCGCGGAGAUGUGGGAGGAGAGGAUCACGGGCGUGUUACACAGGGGAAGGACGAGGGAUGAAGCCGAGAUGGAGUAUUUAAAAAAUAACUUUUCAAUCCGGAACCACGGGGGGACGGAUCUUCUCCUGGGAGGGGACGCCUUGGGUCUGCACAUCUACGAGUUGGACAACCGGCUGACGCCCAAGUGCUCCUUCCCCCGGAACGAGAUCCGCAACGUCUCCUACAGCGACAAGGAGUUUACCAUCAAACCUGUGGACAAGAAAACCAACACCUUCGAGUUCAACUCGUCGCGGCUAAGAGUCAGCAAGUUGGUGCGUUCGGAAGCACGCGGCCGACCUGCUGGCCGAGAAGGCCCAGAUGGCGGAGGAGGAGGCCAGGCUGCUGGCCCUGAAAGCCGGCGAGGCCGAGGCCGAGACGCAGCGCGUCAAAGUGACCGCCAUCCGCGGCCGGGAGGAGCGGCGGCUCCUGGAGCAGAAGAUGCUGGAGGCGGAGAUGCUGGCCCUCAAGACGGCCGAGGAAUCGGAAAGGAGGCCCCUGCGCCGCAAUGUGACAGCAUGCCCCCGGACCUGAGCUUCAGCAGAGAGAACCUCAGCUUUGACUUUAAAGACAGCGACAUGAAACGCCUCUCCGUGGAGAUCGAGAAGGAGAAGGUGGAGUACAUGGAGAAGAGCAAGCAGCUGAGCGAGCUGAAGACGGAGAUUGAAAGCCUGGAGACGAAAGAGAGGGAGACUCCUCUGGACGUCAUCCACAGCCAGCACUCCGAGCAGGGGACCAGCAAGCACGGCAACUUUAAGAAGUGUUUUUAACCACCACUGGCUUCUUUUUGCACCGACUCCCGAGGCCACGAAGACGGACGCAUUCGGAGGAGGUUCUUGGGAACCAAAGUGGAAGAGGGAUCACGUGAGCCUCACAUGAGAGCUUGUGUCUCAACCAUUAUCCAUCUCACUUUUUACUUAUUUUUUAGCUUGCAAAGACAACCACUUUCCCGACACAUGAAUUUGCAUCUGUUUUGAAUUAAUGUCUUUUUGAAUUAAUGUUCUCUUUCCCUCUGAAAGCAAUUUGUUUUAGAAAUUAGAAAACAAUGUGAGGAAAUAGAUUCACAUUGUACCUACAUGCAAGUUCUGAAUAUAAAAUAAAUUAAUCUUUAUUAUGUCA